Molecule: messenger RNA, 6631 nt
Organism: Hypanus sabinus (Atlantic stingray)
Lineage: Eukaryota; Metazoa; Chordata; Chondrichthyes; Myliobatiformes; Dasyatidae
Product: general transcription factor II-I repeat domain-containing protein 2A-like
Exons: 2
Coding region: 11-1492 (493 amino acids)
Source: RefSeq, a predicted model, not a curated record
AAUCAGGGAUAUGCCCCUCUCUGCAAAGACUGUCAAAGACAGAACCAUAAAAAUGGCAGAAGACAUCACAAGACAGCAAAUUAAAGACAUCAAUUCAGCUGUGGCCUACUCGAUUGCCUGUGACAAGUCUAAAGACAAAGGCGAUAUUGAACAAAUAGCGUUGUUCUGCCGGUAUGUAAACUCUGCCGGGCCACAGGAAGAACUGAUUGAGUUGAUACCUCUAAAAGACCAAACACGGGGGGAGGACAUCUGUGAGGCUGUCUUGAAUUGUUUAAGAGCCAAAGGAAUAAAGGCCACCCAUCUGGUGUCAGUAGCUACUGAUGGGGCUCCGAAUAUGACGGGAACGCACAAGGGAUUUGUGGCUUUACUGCAGAAGUCGCUGGACAGAAAGCUGCUGACUUUUCACUGCAUCUUGCACCAAGAGGCACUGUGCGCUCAAACAUUUCCUCCGGAAUGCACAGAAGUAAUGGAUGUUGUCAUUCAGAUUGUCAAUAAAAUAAUGGCAAAAAGUUUAAAUCACCGUCAAUUCCGUUUGUUACUGGACGAGAUGGAAAGCGCAUAUUCUGAUCUCCUGCUGCACAACAAAGUCCGGUGGCUGUCCAAAGGGGAGGUGCUGAAACGCUUUGUCGCGUGUCUGGAAGAAGUGAAAACUUUCCUGGGCAGCAAAGGGCUCAACUUUCCUGAGCUGGAACAGCCAGAGUGGCUGGAAAAGCUACACUUCAUGGUAGACAUGACAGCGCACCUGAACACGCUGAACACAGCUCUUCAGGGGAAAGGACGCACAGCCCUGCACAUGUUGGAGGAUGUCUUGGCAUUCGAGCGCAAGUUGACAGUGCUUGCCAGAGAUUUACAGAAAGGCACAUUGUCUCACUUCCCCAAUUUGAGAGAGUUCAAACAAGGUCACGACAUGAUAAUUUCGGAGUAUUUACAUUCUGCAAUCAUCGCAAUGCAAACAUCGUUUGGGAAACGCUUCUGUGAGUUCAGAGAGGAAAAAAACACAUUAUCCUUCCCGGUCACUCCCUUAAGCAUCGAUCCUUCCCUACUGAAUACGACUGCAUUGGCAGGUGUGAGUCAACCUGAUCUUGAGAUGGAACUGGCCAACAUAGCCGACAAAGACAUAUGGGUGUCCAAGUUUAGACGCUUGACAGCAGACCUUGAAGAUGUUGCCCGUCAGAAGGCCGUUCUUGCUCAGAAUCACAAAUGGAGUGAUAUUGAAAACCUUCCAAAUCCGGACCAACUUGUGUUUGAAACAUGGAAUGCUGUGCCCGACAUUUAUGUAAACAUGAAAAAGUAUGCGCUUGGAGUCCUGUCGAUCUUUGGAUCCACAUAUGUAUGUGAGCAGGUGUUCUCCAACAUGAACUUUAUUAAAAACAAACAUCGCGCAUGCUUCACAGAUGACAGCUUGCGAUCCUGUGUAAAGAUGAAGGUGACGUCAUACAGCCCUGAUGUGCAGACGCUGUGCGCUGAGGUCCAGGAGCAGAAAUCCCAUUAACCAAGCUGACAGCUGGCUGAUGAUAUUUUUGGUUUGCUGCUGGCGGAAAAUUUAAGUUCGGCGUUUUUCAUAAAUACAAGAAGGACUCAAAUAGACAUUGAGUAUUUUACUUAAAAGUAACUUUCAACCCAACGUCUUUUUUUCGGAGUUCAAAAUGUUUUUGUUGCAUGCAGAAAUGUAAUUUCAUUUUCUCUGCAGGAGUUCAUCAAUUUCAUAAAUGCAACACAUUAUAGUUUGUUUAUACAUAGCAUAAAGGCAAAAAAAACGUUGUAUGCAGUGUUAUUUCAUUUUAAAUGUCAAACGGGUUUUGCGGCUCCCAGUGUUUUCUUUUCUGUGGGAAACGGGUCCAAGUGGCUCUUUCAGUGGUAAAGGUUGCUGACCCCUGGUCUAGGCCUUUCAAUAUUCGAAAGGUUUCAAUGAGAUUCCUCUUCAUUCUUGUAAACUCCAGUGAGCCCAGAGCCAUCACACUCCUCAUACAUUAAACCCUUCAUUCCUGGAAUAAUUUUCGCGAACCUCCUCUUGGUCCUCGCCAAUGCUAACACAUUUUUUUCUUAGAUAAGGGGCUCAAAUCUGCUCAAAAUACUCCAAGUGCAGUCUGAUCAAUGCCUUAGCAUUACAAAACGUUGUUAUUUUCUAGUCCUCUCAAGUGCUAACAUUGCAUUUGCCUUCCUUACAACUGACUCAACUUGCAAGUUAACCUUUAGAGAAUCCUACACAUGGACUUCCAUGACCCUUUGCAUCUCUGAUUUCUGAAUUUUCUUCCUGUUUUAUAAAAUUGUUUAUCACUGACUAUAAUCACUGCUAGCCAAGGCAUGAAAUUCCACAAGAGAAUUUGUCUCCAACACCUUGGAGAAGUUCCUGUCAGAGACAACUUAUGUACAGAUAUUCCUGCACAAAGCAUCACUUUCUAUACAUACUUAAAACCAGUCUAUAUAUAAUAUAUGUAUGUGUAUAUAUAUAUAGCCACACUCAAACAAUUACUUGUACCACACAAAAUGCUGAAGGAACUCAGCAGGUCAGGCGGCAUCAUUGGAAAGAAACCAAGAGUCAACAUUUUGGGUCGAGACCCUGUAUCAGAUUUCCAGCAUCUGCAGGAUUACUUCUGUUUAUGAGUUACUUUUUUUAUGUGUUUUAAAGGGAAUCCUGCUUUUGUAUUUAUAUGUAUUGUGUUUUAUUUGUGUUCUUUUUGCUUAUUGUGUAUUUUUACAUUGUACUGGAUCCAGAGGAACAAGAAUUUCAUUCUCCUUUACACGAGUGGAGUGAAGAAUGACAAUAAACAGUCUUGAAUCUUGAGAAAGCAGCCUGUAAGAAGUGUGCAGCUUCUGCACGAUCCAAUUACAACACAGCGUUUGCCAACACUCUCAUAGAGUACUCAAAUCUUGGACUGGAAUACUUCGCCACAUGAAACAAUUCAAGCAAUCCACUAUUUUCCACGGGCAAAGGAACGGCAAAGAAUUUAUCAUGCAACACUUCUAAAACACUUCUUGCACUAUGUUUAGAUUUAAAUCGAUGAUUUCAACAUGGAUACAGAAUUGGCACUGAAACUUCCCCAAGAUGUAAAGCAGUGAGUAACAGAAGGUAUGUAAAUCAGAGCUGAAAUUAAUUGAAUCCAGACCACCACCUUGUGGUUCUACUAAGAACUAUUAUAUGAAAAGUAACUCACCAUAUCCAGGAUUUCAGAAAACAUGAGAGUUAAUCAUUUAAUUUUCAAAUGUCCAAAUAAUUUGCAUGCAGCAAGAUCUUACAAAUUGCCUGUAGAUGUUAAUCAGUUCUUGAAUGUGACUGAAGGUUGAAGAACAUAGUUAUAAAGUUGAAAAGCUGGGAAAUAGGCCUUUCAGCCCAACAUACCCAUGCCACCCAUUGAACUCUUCUACAUUAAUCCCAUCUACUUGUUUUGGCCUCAUUGUGUUCCAUGCCUUGGUGAUUCAAAUACCUACAAGCUAUUAAAUGGUGUAAGACUAUCUGCCUCAUACAUCUCUUCAGGCAGUGUGUUCCAGAUUCCAACCAACCUCUACGUGAUAAAAAUGCCCUCUCAGAUCCUUUCUAGACCUCCUACAUCUCAGCUUAAUCAUACGUUGUUUUGUCUGAGACACACCACCACAGGUUGUGUUCAAUGUUUUCUUUAAAAUAUUUAUUUAUUUAUUAAAUUUUAGAAAAUUACAAGGAAUAAAUGUGAUGAUAAUAGUGAGAAAAAUAAUAUUAACCCUCCCCCACCUUAACCCUUAUCUAAAGAAAGAAAAAAGAGAAAGAUUGCCUGGAUAUCGGAGGAUCCCCACAUACUCCAUGGAGUUCAAAAUAAUUUUAAUAUUUAUUUUUACUUUCCCCAAUUACUUUAAUUUUAUCUUCAAAGGACCUAUGUAUUUAAUCCUAUCUUUUGUAGGUAUGGGAGCCAAAUUUUCAAAAAUAUAUCAUAUUCAUUUCUUAGAUUGUAUGUAAUUUUUUCAAGUGGAAUUCAACUAUGUAUUUCAUUAUUCCAACGAUCCAUAGUUAAACAUAAAUCAGAUUUCCAAGUAACUGCGAUAACUUUUUUGGCUACUGCCAAUGCAAUUUUUAUAAAUUUUUUCGGAUACUUAUUUAAUUUAAGUUUCUGUAUUGUCCCUCCAAUGUCUCCUGAUAAAAAUAAUACUGGACUAUGUGGGAGUUGUACUCCAGUAAUUUGUUCCAAUAAAAGUCUUAGAUUUAUCCAAAAUGGUUGAAUUUUAAAACAAGACCAAGUAGAAUGUAAAAAAGUACCAAUUUCUUGAUUACAUCGAAAACAUUGGUCAGACAUAUUUGAAUUUAAUCUAUUUAUUUUCUGUGGUGUUAUAUAUAAUUGAUGUAAAAAAUUAUAUUGUAUUAAUCUAAGUCGAACAUUUAUUGUAUUUCUCAUACUAUCAGAACAUAAUCUUGACCAGUUUUUUCCAUCAAUUUUAACAUUCAAAUCAAAUUCCCAUUUUUGUCUUGAUUUAUGAAUUCCUAAUUUAAUUGUCUGUUUUUGAAUCAAAUUAUACAUACAAAAUGUAAUUUUUUUAAUUUUUCCUUUUUGAAUUGAUAUUUCUAUUUCACUAGAUUUUGGCACCAACAUUGUUUGACCCAGCUUUUCUCAUAAAUAAGCCUUUAAUUGAAAAUAACAGAAAACAGUGUUAUUUGAUAAUUUAUAUUUAUUUUUUAAUUGAUCAAACAACAUCAAUAUACCUCCUUCAAAACAAUCACCUAUAUAUUUAAUCCCCUUUUGGAACCAAUUAUGUAAAAGUUUAUUAUCCAUUGUAAAAGGAAUAAGCCUAUUUUGAAUUAAAGUUCUUUUUGCUAAUAAAGAUUUCUUUAUCUCAUCGUCCAUAUUUACCUUAUUCCAUAAAUCAAUCAAGUGUCUUAAUAUAGGAGAUUCUUUUUUUUCCCUUAUCCAUUUAGAUUCCCAUUUAUAUAUAAAAUCUUCUGGUAUGUUUUCUCCUAUCUUAUCUAAUUCUAUUCUAAUCCAUGCCGGUUUUUCUUCAUCCAAAAAAGAUGCAAUAAAUCUAAGUUGAUUUGCUUUAUAAUAAUUCUUAAAAUUUGGAAGUUGUAACCCUCCUAAAUCAAAUUUACAUGUCAAUUUUUCCAAUGAUAUUCUUGACAUCUUUCCUUUCCAAAGAAAUUUCCUCACAUACUUAUUCAGUUCUUGAAAAAACUUCUGAGGUAAUUGUAUUGGUAAAGUUUGAAAUAAAUAUUGCAAUCUAGGAAAUAUAUUCAUUUUUACAGCAUUAACUCUACCUAUUAAUGUUAUUGGUAACAUCAUCCAUUUAUCAAGAUCCUCUUUUUUUUAACAAUGGCAAAUAAUUUUGUUUAUAUAAAUUUUUUACAUCAUUAUCAACUCUAAUACCUAAAUAUUUUAUCCUGUUUAUUGACCAUCGAAAUUGAGUUACGAAUCGACAUUGAUUAUAAUUUCCUUUGGUAAGGGGUAAAAUUUCACUUUUAUCCCAAUUUACUUUAUACCCUGAUACUUUCCCAUAUUCUUCCAAUUUAAAAGAUAAUCUUUCCAAAGAUUGCAAUGGGUUUGUUAAAUAAAUCAAAACAUCAUCAGCAAAUAAAUUAAUCUUAUAUUCUUCUUGAUUAACUCUAAAGCCCCCAAUGUCUGAAUCUGUUCUAAUUAAUUCAGCCAAUACAAAUAAAGCAGGUGAUAAUGGGCAGCCUUGUCUAGUUGACCUCGUUAAGCAAAAUGGUGUUGAAAUCUGACCAUUUGAAACUACUUUAGCUUGAGGAUUAGUAUUUUAAGGUUUUAAUCCAUUGUAUAAAAGAUUUUCCUAACUCAUAUUUUUCCAAUACCUUAAAUAAAAAAUCCCAUUCCAAUCUAUCAAAUGCUGUUUCUGCAUCCAAAGCAACUGUCACACUCAUUUCCUUUCUUUUUUGUGCCAAAUGAAGUAUAUUAAGUAACUGGGUUAUAUUAUCCAUUGAUUGUCCGUUUUUAAUAAAACCUGUUUGAUCCAUAUGUAUUAAUUUUGGUAAAUAUUUAGAUAUUCUAUUAGAUAAAAUUUUUGCUAUUAUUUUAUAAUCUGUAUUCAACAAAUAGCCCUAUAUGAUGUUGGUUUUAAAGGAUCUCUAUUUUUUUGGCAAUACAGUUAUGAUCGCUGUUAAAAAAUAUUGUGGGAGUUUAUGCAUUCUUUCCACUUGGUAUAUUAACUCCAUAAAAGGAGGAAUUAAUAAAUCUUUAAAUUUUUUAUAAAAUUCAGGAGGAAAACCAUCUUCUCCUGGGGAUUUAUUACUCUGAAGUGAUCCUAAAGCUUCUUCAACCUCUUUUAAUGUAAAGGGCCUAUCUAAUCCUUUCUGUUCUUCCAAAUUUAAUUUUGGAAGGGUUAUUUGUGAUAAAAAUUUAUCUAUCUCAGCAAUCUUAUUUUGUGAUUCUGAUUGAUAUAGUUCAGUAUAAAAUUUUUUUUAAAGUUUCAUUAAUUUCUAAAGGUUUAUAAGUAACCUUAUUUACACUUGUUCUAAUUGCAUUUAUUGUUUUAGAAGCCUGUUCUGUUUUCAACUGCCAAGCAAGAAUUUUAUGUGAUCUUUCACCUAAUUCAUAAUAUUUCUGUUUAGUUCUCAUAAUUACUUUUUCUGUAUGAUAUGACUGGAAUGUUAUUAUAUUGUAGUUUUUUAUUAAUAAGUUGUCUUCAUUUUUCUUCUGUCAUAUAUCUUUGAGAUUCU